AUGGAGCGAUUGGCGAGACGCGCGCCGGGGGGGGAGAGGGGAGAAAACGGGCGUGAUCGCGCGGUGAGCGCGGAGACGUUGUACAGGGCGACGGUUCGGGACGCGCGGCGGCGAGACGACGGCUAUUGGCGCGCCGACGACGAUUUACGCGGAUGGGCGCGAUUGAUGGGGGAAGAAGAUGACGAUACUGAUGGUGCGACGGCGACGACGGGGGGUGGGGGGCGACGGAGCGCGUAUCGGCGAGGGGACGCGCGGCCGUGGGAGCUCGCGCGAUGGCGACGGGAGGAUGAAAAGAACGCGGCGCGGAUCGAUUCGACGCAUCGACGGUCUUCGUACGGCGACGACGGUGGAUUGAAUGAUGCGCUCGAUGCGUCCGCGACUGGGUUUGCCCGCGUGGGGAUUCCCGCGCAUCUCGCGGACGCGGCUCGGUCCGCGGGGUUGCGACGAACGACGGAGAUUCAGCGAUUGGCGACGCCGCCGUUGAUGGAAGGCAAGAACGUGGCGAUAUUGGCUGAGACGGGGAGCGGGAAGACGUUCGCGUACCUGUUACCCACGAUGGCGUCCGUGAGUGCGCCGGGGAGGAAGGGAUCGAAGCGAAGUGGACGAUGCUGCCCGGCGUGCGUCGUCUUGGUUCCGAGCGUCGAGCUCGGGAGGCAAGUCACGCACGCCGCGGAGCUCGCGGCGUUUUGGUGCACGAUGAGUGACGACGCGAUCAAGAGUGGAUAUUACACACCAAACGUGUUCGCGUUGCUCGGCAAGGAGAAGAAACUGGUCAGACCGGCGCCCAAGGGGGUGAAGAAGACGUCGUCGAAGACGAAGGGUAUGAAGAAAUCCGCAUUGGCGACAACCGCGAACAAGUCCAAGCUUCAAGGCGACGAGGAGGCGAUUCCGGAGUUUCGAAACGCCGAUGUCUUAGUGUGUACGCCCGCGCGAUUGCUAAAACUCAUCAAGGAUGAGUGGGUGUUGCUCGGACGAUUGCGUCACGUCGUCGUGGACGAGGCGGAUGAAAUGUUAUCGAGCGGUUUCGCGAGCGACGUCGGGGAGAUCAUCAAACUCUCCUACGGCGAGAAUGGGAUCAACCGAUUCGACACCAAGGUUCAGUACAUAUUUGCCGCUGCGACGAUGCGCGAGGCCCAACCUCUUUUGGAGACGUUUCCGGGUGAGGUUGAGUGGGUGUCCACCGCGCGGUUCGGUCGCGUGCAUCCGCAGCUCGACGUGCGCGUCGACGACGUUCGAGGGGACGACGCAAAGUUCGAAUCCCUGUGCGACGCUUUGAAUCGUCACAAGGCGUAUAAAACACUAAUCUUCGCCAACUCACCCGAGGAUGCGGACGAGCUCGUGGGGAAAUUGGACGCCCGCGACGUCGUCGCGCUCGCGUUUCACGGCAGAGCGAAGGAACGGGGCGUGGUGUUGGACGAUUUCAUCGCAGGAGAUCUCAAAGUUUGCGUCUGCACCGAUCUCGCCGCUCGUGGAAUCGACUUUCCAGACUUACAUCACGUCGCGCAGUACGGCGCGGCGCCGUCGAUGGAGAUGUUUUUACACCGGUGCGGAAGAACGGCGCGCACGGGUCAACGCGGUCCGUUCCACGUCACGUGCGUCGUCGACCUGGACGCCGAAACCGUGGACGAGGACGUGAGGAGCGAGCUCGAAUCGCAUCGAUGA
Messenger RNA from Ostreococcus tauri, 1662 nucleotides. RefSeq names its product Helicase, C-terminal. The record is from RefSeq and is a predicted model, not a curated record. Gene Ontology annotation, molecular function: nucleic acid binding; ATP binding. The transcript has a single exon. Gene Ontology annotation, biological process: mitochondrial large ribosomal subunit assembly. Gene Ontology annotation, cellular component: mitochondrion. Bases 1 to 1662 code for a protein of 553 amino acids. NCBI's taxonomy places the organism in Eukaryota, Viridiplantae, Chlorophyta, Mamiellophyceae, Mamiellales, Bathycoccaceae.